AUGAUCGUCCCACUCCUUUCAGCCUUCCUCCUCGCGCCGCUCCUCGCCUCGGCCGCCUGUACCAGCAACAGUUCCAACACUGCCGCCCUUCAGAAGCUCAUCCAAGAUGGGGGUGCUGGCUACACCUUGCAGCUAUGUCCCAGCAACGUCUUUGCGCUGAGCGACGUCCUCAAUUACACCGCUAUCAACCAGGAAAUCUCAACAGAGGGCUAUCCCACAGACGAUACCCGUGCUACUCUGAUCGUCAGCGGGUUUAACAAGACCACUGCCGUCUCUGCAGCAACCAAAGGUCGGGAUGGAGCUGUGCUGCGCAAUAUCAUCAUUAACGGAAACAGGAAGGCGAAUGAGACGAUCUACCAGGGGGGUGGUGGUAACAUCGAGUUUGGAGGUGUCAACUCCAAUCAGACCAUAGAAUAUGUCAAGACCUACGACCCCAGAGGAUGGUCAUGCAUGCACAUCUCUGAAGGACAGCUUAACUGUUACAACGCCACCAUCCAAAACAAUGAUAUCGGUCCUUGCGGUACCGACUUUUUCCAAAACUGGGCCGAUGGUGUCUCCCUUUCGUGCUCGGAAAGUCUUGUGCAGAACAAUGAGAUUGUGGACGCCACGGAUGGAGGUAUCGUCGUAUUCGGCGCGCCGUUUUCGACUAUCAGAAACAACACUAUUCGAGCCAAGACUCGUAUCAUGAUUGGCGGUAUCAACAUGGUCGACGUUAAACCUUGGAAGCCCAUCGGAAAUUACUCGCAUACUGUUGUGGAGGGUAACACUAUCUACGGAGGUUUCGCUACUGGUAUGGGCAACGAUACACUGGGUCCUCAGGACUAUGGAGCUAUCAUCAAGAUGGGCAUUGCUCUCGGACCUGACGCGUGGUUCUCUGACCAGCGAUUCGGCGCAAACAAGUCCACUGGCGGUGUGAUCAGGGACAACUCUUUAUCCGGCGCGUUUGCUUUUGGCAUGGGUGUUACCAGUGCGGAAGACUUUGUCAUUGAAAACAAUACCUUCUUCGGAAACACCUCUUUUAUUGGCGUGCAAGGCCCCAACUGCACGACUGGGUGGAAGACUCCUCACCCCUCGGUCCCCCUCCUCUCCGAAUCCACCUACCUAGUCAACGUGUCCAUCGACGUUCCCGAUUCUUCUCCCUUCGACUUUGUCAACGGCACAGGUAUCGGUCUCACAUGCUUUGUUGCUCCCAACAAGACUGAAUACGCCUGGCCUUACGGCGGGGGACAGGUCAACAGUGUGGAGCCGUCAGAGACCAGUGAUGGCAGCAGUGGCAGUCAGACCAGUGUGGAUAGUACGGCGAGCGCCACCUCGAGCGACAGUGCUGGGUCUCGGGGUUUGGCGACGCAGGGCCCAUGGGUGUUGGCGAUGAGCUGGGCUGCUGGCUUGAUGCUGGCCGUCGCUGGUGGUAUUUCGGUUGUCAUCUAG
Molecule: messenger RNA, 1428 nt
Organism: Cryptococcus wingfieldii CBS 7118
Lineage: Eukaryota; Fungi; Basidiomycota; Tremellomycetes; Tremellales; Cryptococcaceae
Exons: 12
Coding region: 1-1428 (475 amino acids)
Source: RefSeq, a predicted model, not a curated record